AUGGGCUGUACUCCGUCAGUUCCAACAACAUCUCCUGAUGAAAGUUUAUCGGAUAAAUUCGGACCGCCGCCACCGAUUCCGGUUGAAAUCGGCAGCGGAAUUCGACACAAUCUCAAUCACGAUGUUAUUAUUGUUUUCAUUUUUGGUGAGUUUCUCAUCGUUUUUUUUUGAAAUUUGGAUUAUUACGUCAGAAGGAUUAGAAAUCCUCGUAUUUUUUUUGGUUGUGUUUUAUUUUUGCUGGCUGUUGUGAAAGAAAAAGUGUGGCGGAGGGAAGGAAAUACAUAUUAGUCGAGUGGAUUUUUUGAAGAAGGAGGAAUAAAAAUGUGGAAAUGUGGAAAUAAAUAGAAAACUUUGGAAAAUGAGGAAAAAAUUGUGAAUUUUUUCAUGCGAAACCUGAUUUUUUAUUUCAAAAAUUAGCUUGAGGAGAGUCUUCGAGGAUUUGAAUCGGGUCCAAAAAGUAUUCCCAGGGUUUCCGUUUUCCAAGAAGUAAAAAAGCCAAGCCUUAGUUAGGCGCAGUCUAGCCUGUCAGUAUAUAUCUCCCAAAUAUUUUUUCCAGGAGGACCAGCUUCUCGAAAAGGUCUAAUAAUCCAAGAACUCACACGAUCUUUCAAUUUUACAUCAAUAGCUGUAGAAGAUAUUGUAUUUAAUUAUUUGCCAACUCGUGUUGGUAACACUGUAGAUUCAAUUGGUGAAAUUCAGGAAGCAUUGAAGGUAGGUAUUGAAGUGAGAGAUCAAAUUAUCUUAAAUUGUUCCAGAGAGACAAUGGGCUGCUAACGUUAGAUUGGAUUUUUUCGAUGAUUAGUGGUAGAUUGUCAACAUCAAUGCAUCAAAGAUUUGUCAUAGGUUUGGUUGUUUUCAAAUUUUUUUUCAAAUACAAUUUUCCGUUUAGAUAUUGUUCCGACUUUAUCAUCAAUCAUGAAAGCUGAAAGUUUUCGACAAAGAAAUCAUGACAGAAGUUUGGAGCAAUUCGAGAGAAGAGUGAGUUAUCCAUUUUUCCAAUUUCCGAAAAUUUGCCGGAAAUUGUUGAUAUUUUUAGCAUCCUAUUGCAUUUGCGUUGGAGAUAAAUGUGGCUGAUGAACGAACACUUUUGACAUCGAGAGAUGGUGGGAGACCUAAUCAAAAUAGUAAGAGACGUUUUCGCAGAAUUUCUCAUUCGAGAUUUUUUUUGAGAAAAACAAUUCAUAUUUCAUUUUCAAAAAAAAUUAGGAAGGUGUUUUAUCCUUUCAAACUUUCCAAAACGAUUUUUACAGAUAGAGAAAACAACAACCACAACAAUAAUAACAGUGGAAAUGGCGCUGAAAAUCCAGAGCUGACCAAUUAUCGAAAUACAAUAGAAGAUUAUGAUCGAGGAAGAUUAGAGAAACGCCUCGAAGACUAUCAUAAUUGUUCGAUCCCAUUUAUUAGAUAUUUUCAAAAAUCUAGAAGAGUUGUAAAAUUAUCCGUAAAAACUGAUGCAUUUUCCAAUCUUGUUCCAACUGCCAAAGAUAUUUUUAUGGAUUUCGGGUUCACUUUGACAAGAAGGGAUGAGCAUAUUUUAGUGUUUUCUACAGGUUUGAUUCUGAAUUUUUUAUUUUUUAUUUCAAAUGAAGACGAAUUUUUUCUUUAGAAACAACGCAUGAAGAUAUCGAUUUGAGUUACUACAAAUUAAAAGUUGUAAAUGCUUCAGAAUUAUGUAAAGCGAGUGAUGAAUUGAGUACACAAAUCGCGGCGGUUUACAAAUAUAUUACCUCACAUUCCCGCCACGAUGACAAUUUUCUGGUGAUAGUUCCCAAUUUCAAUUAUCAGGAUCCAAAGAGUAAUAAAAGAAUCAAUUUCAUGGAAAAAAAGAAGGAAGUUUAUCUCGACGAAUUUAUUUCUAAUAAACAACAUGAUAAGCAGCCAAAGGAGAGGUGAGAACAUUUUUUUUUGAGAAAAAUCUGACAAAAUAAUUUUUUGAAGAAUCCCGGUGUCUGUCAAUUGUAUAUCCUCAUCUCGCCAAACUUUUUUAUUUUUCGAGCCAUUUCCAACGAGUUUAGCACAAACUAUUUCACUUUUAUAUAAUCGAAUUGUGAGUUUAGAUUAUUAUUAUUGAAGGAACUUCUCAAAAAAUCUUCUCAAAUUUAGAAAGACAAUCCAUCUUCAACGAAAGAAAGUUGACGGGUUGGCGUCACGUCAGAAAAAGUCAAAUCCUCCUCUGCAACACCAUCAAAAUCCAAAACUAAUGGAAAUCCUGUUCCACCAGCCGAACCACCUGGAUUGGUUCCAUCUACAUCAACUUCGGAAAAUUCGGAAAUCAGAAGACCAGCUCGAUCGGUUUCCGCUUUAUCGAAUCAUCCAUCGCCACAACAAACUAUUGGAUUCAGGAGUAAGUAUCGGAAAAAUCUCGAUAUUAAUUGAUAUGACUUUUUUGACGUCGACGCCUUUUUGUACAAAUGAUCUACGUGGAAAUGUUAUCUGUUUAACAUUUUUAUGUAAAUUAUUGGUUUCGUAAAUAAUUUCAAAACUUUCUGUGAUCUUCAAAAAACCUUUUUAUUAUUAUUAUGUAUAUUAAUUAAUAAAAUAUGUUCGUAUUUUCAGAUUUUGUUUCCUAAUUUUAAUUAAAAGACACUUAGAAAGCUAGAAAUGUGAGUUCGUAAUCGCGAAAAAUUGAACGCGCUCUUUUUCAAACUUGUAUGAUGUUCGUUUGAAAAAAAAAUGUUUUCGCUUUUUUUGCGUUAAAAAGUGGUAUUUUUCAGUCGAAAAGGGUGUCACAUCAUGUCAGCCCAAUGAAAAUUGGCAAUCGGUGAGAGUGAAGAAGACUUAG
Molecule: messenger RNA, 2782 nt
Organism: Caenorhabditis angaria
Lineage: Eukaryota; Metazoa; Nematoda; Chromadorea; Rhabditida; Rhabditidae
Source: the annotation of a GenBank genome assembly